Messenger RNA from Musca vetustissima, 597 nucleotides. Its product is annotated as heparan sulfate 2-O-sulfotransferase pipe-like. Gene Ontology annotation, cellular component: membrane. NCBI's taxonomy places the organism in Eukaryota, Metazoa, Arthropoda, Insecta, Diptera, Muscidae. The record is from RefSeq and is a predicted model, not a curated record. Bases 1 to 597 code for a protein of 198 amino acids. The transcript has 2 exons. Gene Ontology annotation, molecular function: sulfotransferase activity.
AUGGAAGGCUUAAUUUUCUGUUUCCUGUUUCAUCAGCUGGAGCGUCUUCAUCCCAAACUGCUAAACAAUACACGUUUCUCACAAUUCGAUUUCCUGCUCUUCAAUCGUGUACCCAAAGUGGGCAGUGAACAACUAAUCGAAUUAAUACGUCAACUGGGUGAGGUAAAUAAUUUCAGUGUUAGUCGGGCGCCAUUUUCCCAACCUAUACACUAUCACCUAAACGAAGUCUCACAAGCCGAGUUAGUCGAUGACCUCUAUGAAAUGGGACCAGGUCACUCCCACAGUAUGCAUGUAAAUUAUAUAAAUUUUCGUAAAUACGAUACCUCUCAACCGAUCUAUAUAAAUUUGGUGCGUGACCCAGUGGAACGUGUGAUAAGUUGGUUCUAUUAUCGUCGUACACCAUGGAGUGCAGUACAAAAUUAUCGUGUUACGAAUAAAUUUUUUCCACCGAAAUUCUAUAAAAAAGAUUAUCAUGAUUGUGUAUUGAAUUCCGAUCCCGAGUGUGUUUAUGAGCAGGGAGCAAGUUUUACGCAGACAAAGGCUCUACAUAUCCGUCAAACGUUAUUCUUUUGUGGUCAUGAUCCGGUUUGCGAGUAG